Molecule: messenger RNA, 1353 nt
Organism: Perkinsus marinus ATCC 50983
Lineage: Eukaryota; Perkinsozoa; Perkinsida; Perkinsidae
Exons: 13
Coding region: 1-1353 (450 amino acids)
Biological process (GO): cilium movement; inner dynein arm assembly; outer dynein arm assembly
Molecular function (GO): protein binding
Source: RefSeq, a predicted model, not a curated record
AUGCCACGGGAUAUCGAUUACAAAUGGUCGGAAGAUCUGCGAUCGAUCUUCAUAACAUUCACAGGAAUUAUCGGCGUAAAGAUGCAUACUCUUGAUGUCGAACUCGCUGAUCUAUUCGUCAAGAUUAACCACGCACCGACUAGACAGUUGCAAGUCAUAGAUCUGCAAGACUCAGUGGAAAUGACCGCGGCAUCUACCGUAAUCCACGGCUCAUCGGUACAAGUCCAACUAACGAAGUGUUCUCCUAGGAUAUGGGGACAACUGGAAUACACUGGAGAGGAUGUGAAAAUCAGGCGAGCUGAGAGCAGGGCGCGGGCCGAGACCUUCGAGAAAACUCGCAUCGAAUCAGCAGCAAAGACCAGGCAGGAACAGGUGAAACAUAGCGAACAGAUGCAGUGGAAGGAAGACAGGGAAAGUCGAGAAAUGUUCGAGAAGAAGAGAUUCGACGCCAAGACGGCUGCUGAGAAUCAAAUGUACGAAGAUCUGGCUAAAGUGGAGACCCAUAAGAACGUAAAAGACCAUGUGGCGAUCCUGGACGAAGAAUCAGACUCCGAGCCUGAGAGUGACUUACAAGAAGCAAGGGUUGUUGAGCAAGUGUUGAGUACAGAACCUGAAGGACUGUCGAGCAAGCCUCAUGCUACCGUGGAGGAGCUUCCUCUACCACCGAUUCGUAAUCAAGGCGAGCAGUCGGUGAAAAUAGGGCUAGAGUUUUCGAAAAGGCGACAGGUUGGCGUGCCGGCUCGUGAUCGACCUGGAAGGGAAGCCCCGCGGCCUAAAGCGGAGGGUACUGGCAUAAUGGGAGUAUCACAAGGAGAGGGAGCUGUGGAGGAAAACUCCCCGAUGAUGCUCAAAGAACGAGGCGAUAAGAUGAUGGCAAACGGCGACUUCAGGGGGGCGUAUACGGGUCGACUAUCACUAGCAUGCGAAGACUGCGGCCACGCUCUAGCAGCAUUAGAUCUUCAACUCAAGUAUCAGGCUGGAGGAGUUGUCGGAGUGGAGGAGUGCGAGCGACUAUCAAAUGAUAAGGAAAAGAUAGCGGCAGCAUUCGAGACUGUCUGGGCCGAAAAGAAAGCCGGGGAUGACAUGUAUCGACAGAGGGACCUCGCUGGGGCCGUUGACAAAUACGAGAAGCUCAUCUCGAGUCAUGGACGUAACCCAGUCUUGUUGGCCAACUUGAGCCAAUUCAAGUUACAACAGGAAGAGUACCAGGAGACUAUGAAGUUGGUGGACGAAGCCCUAGUGGCGACUUGGAGUAUCCCGAGUAUGAACCCGGUGGUCCCACCUAAGUAUGAAGUCCAUCUGCAUCAGCUCCUGAUCGACCCGCCUACUUUCAACGAUGUGAGACUGAAUUAG